AUGAUAUUCAGUGUAUUUCUGCUUUUGUUCAAUGUCACGUUUGCCUACAAAGGCAGACCGCAGCGUCACCACAUCAUCGAUCCAUCACUCACGGAGCCGGUUGAAAGUUUGCUGAAUCUUCCAGACAUCAACUCACAGAACCUUGUUGAUUUUGUGGGUGAUUUGAACGGCGCAUCCAGCGAGACAGCUCUCCGGUUCUUAACUAAGUAUGGAAUAAUACCCAAUGAGCGAGAGUGUCCCCAUUGCCCAAGUUCACGUAUGAGUUUGGUUUCCGACAAGAGUGUUCAAUUAGGACUGUACUGGAGGUGCUCCAAAUGCAAAUCAUCAAAAGUAUCAACCAAAAUAAUGAUUCGAGACGGAUCAUUUUUUGAAGGUUCGAAACUCUCCAUCCAAAAAACCCUUCUUCUUGCUGCUGACUGGAUCGAAAGCCCAGGGCGGAGUACUGAGGCGACAUCGAAGCUGUUUCAGGUGAAUCACGAAACAGUGAUUCAAAUGUAUCGUUCAUUCCGUCAACUCACAGAGCAAUGGGUUGCUAGAGAAAUGGAAUCAACCCUUAAGCUUGGUGGCGUCGGCAAAAUUGUUGAAAUAGACGAAAGCCACAUGUUCAAAGCCAAACACAAUCGUGGGCGAAUGCUGAGUAGGAAGGCAGUGUGGAUCUUUGGAAUGGUAGAAAGGAGCUCGAACAAAGUCUUGAUGUUUCAAGUCGAGAAACGCGAUGCUGCCACACUCCUUCCUCUUAUCAAAGACCAUGUUUUGAAUGGUUCCAUGGUUGUCUCAGACGGUUGGUCCUCAUACGGAGGGAUUCCUCAGAUUCAAGCGAACUUCACUCAUAGAUGGGUCAACCAUAAAUUAAACUUUGUGAAUCCCACUGACAGACGUGUGCAUACUCAAUCUAUUGAAGCCACCUGGGGAGCCUUCAAGCGAGAGUUGAAAUCAAAGUUUGGAAUUCCCGACGAAAACCUCGGGGAGUACAUGGCAGUUUACAUGUUUCGCCGUUUCUUCAGACGCGAGCGUCUUCUCAAUCACUUGCUCAUUGAGAUGAAAACUUUUGGAAGACGAAGAAACCAAUUGGAAACCACUUCACAAUCCCCAUCAGAUGAUUCUUCUCAAGAUGAUGAAGAACCAAUAGAGGAUCCAGAAGAUGCUGAUGGUACGUACCGAUCAGAAAACGAACAUUCUGAUGAAAACUCGAUCAAUGUAGACAAUCUGCUGAGUGAUGAUGAAGAAGUUUAUUCGGCCUCCGAUGACAGUCUGCCACAUAAUCCGAGUACAAUGGAGAGCGAUUAUGAUUCAGACAACAGCCGACCUCCUCCUGAGAAGAAAUCAAAACGCAAACUAUCAGGAAGCAGUACGCAGGUGACAGGCAAACAGACAAGGAGAGGCCGAAAACCGGGAGCCAGUCGUCGAGAGUCUGUUAACGGAGGAAGAAGAACGAGAGGCAAUACCCACGUCCGUGGUCAGCAGCGAAGAGGUACAGGAGCUGGGAGAGUUCAAUCAACAAGCGGACAGAGAAGGACUGAUGGGAAUACGUCGCCGUUAAGCAGAGGCCAAAGUUCUGACCGUGGUCAAACACAGAGACGAGGUAGACAAGAGCAAUUGAGCGAUACUCAAGACCGUGGAGAUGUCACGAUUCGCAGAGGAACACUUCGAGUUAGAGUGAACUCAGGAAGUGUCAUGGGUGACCGACGUGGACAAUCACCAACUGAAACAGGAGGACGACGACCGGGAAGAGCUCAGAGAGCUAGAGGAAGAGGGCAAAAUUUGAGACGAGGUCAUAGCAGCCGUGUUCAAACAUCGAGGACGGAAGCAGUAACCCGUACACAACAAUCAGGAGGAGCUCGCGGUCGUGGUCGAAGUUCCAGAGGCUCUACUGGGAACCAAUCAGCUCGAUCUGGAAGGUCUAAAGGUGGAAGAGGGAAAUAA
Molecule: messenger RNA, 1923 nt
Organism: Caenorhabditis remanei
Lineage: Eukaryota; Metazoa; Nematoda; Chromadorea; Rhabditida; Rhabditidae
Exons: 6
Coding region: 1-1923 (640 amino acids)
Source: RefSeq, a predicted model, not a curated record